AUGGGUGAAGACACAACGUCAGCCCCUGACGAUGCCGCUUUUUCAUCUUUCCGGCCGACGUACACGCGCGAACAACUCGCCAUAUACGUCUCGAAAUGCAUCGCGCCUUCAAAGGACUACACACUCGAGACGCUCGAGUCUGAGAUAAAGGCAGACCCCCUCGCGGCUUUGUCAGUCCUGCAGCUGCGCCAGAUGGCCUUUAACCCCUGGGGAAACAUCGCGCUGCAUUAUUCGUGGCACCGCACCCUGUCGCUCGACUAUGAGGCCUUGUAUCACAAAAUUGUCGAACGAGGGUUGGGUGGCUACUGCAUGGAGAACAACGCCUUCUUCAGCACCAUCCUGAGGUCCCUAGGCUAUAGACUAUAUAUCACGGGCGCAAGAGUCAGUCUCGCAUUGGAUGGUGAUACGGUAGAUCCGGACGGAUUUGCUGGCUGGCAACACGAAGUUAUUAUCGUCAUCAUUAACAAUCAGAAGUAUCUGGUCGACGUCGGUUUUGGCAGUACCUCGCCCGUCCACCCGAUCCCCUUGAACCACGACAACCCGAAGCCUUACGAUUCGGUCCCUGGUGCCCAGGUCCGCCUCGUUCACCGGCCAAUCGCCUCAAACACAGAUCAAUCCCAGAAGCUCUGGGUCCUCGAGACGUGCAACAAGACCCAACAAAAAUGGCAAGGCGGCUACUGCUUUGCUGACCUGGAAUGGCUGCCCAUGGACUUCGAGAUCAUCAACUACCGCACAAGCCAGGACCCGGCGAGCUGGUUCACACACCGACUCGUCCUGGUGCGGAUUCUUGUGGACGAGGAAACAAGGACGAAACCCACGGGGACGAUCAUCCUCUCGGGCACGGUCUUUCAGAGGAGGGUCGGGGAGGGGCCCAAGGAAGUCGUGCUGGAUGCGAAGUCGGAAAAGGAGCGAGUCCAGGGGCUGAAGACUUGGUUCGGUAUCCAACUCAACCCGGACGAGCAGAGGGGCAUUUCUGGCACUGCCGCCGAGAUCCAGAAGCCGCCGAGUGUAUAG
Messenger RNA from Fonsecaea erecta, 1014 nucleotides. RefSeq lists its product as hypothetical. Gene Ontology annotation, molecular function: acetyltransferase activity. NCBI's taxonomy places the organism in Eukaryota, Fungi, Ascomycota, Eurotiomycetes, Chaetothyriales, Herpotrichiellaceae. The transcript is spliced from 3 exons. The record is from RefSeq and is a predicted model, not a curated record. Bases 1 to 1014 code for a protein of 337 amino acids.